This is a messenger RNA of Setaria italica (foxtail millet), 1291 nucleotides long. RefSeq lists its product as uncharacterized. The transcript has 4 exons. Lineage: Eukaryota; Viridiplantae; Streptophyta; Magnoliopsida; Poales; Poaceae. Bases 312 to 704 code for a protein of 130 amino acids. The record is from RefSeq and is a predicted model, not a curated record.
CCAUCGGUGCAGGACGACCUGCCCCCCGGCCUGGUCCGGACGCUGCACUGCUGGGAGCGUUGAACGUGGUGGCGGGCGAUCGAGGCUUGCGUGGGGGCAAAGCGACUGUCCCUCACCACACCCUCCUGCUCGUGUUUGGAUCGAUGGCCACCCUGCUGCUGCAGAUUAGCGGUUGUUUAUCCUGCAUCAUCGGCUCAUCGCCAUUUGGGAGGCACCUCCUCUUGUUGGAAGAUUGGCGUACAGGGCGCCAGAUGAUCUGUUCCUCGCAAUUUUAAUGCCGGAUCUGUAUCAGAUUCCGUAAACUAUUGGGGAUGAAAUCGGCGAUGUCGCUUUGCUUGCUUCUUUGGAGACAGCUUGUCAACCUUUGGAGAAACCGGAGGGGCCAUGAGGAGGGCUGUUGCUAUUAUAUCAGCCGGUACUGUACUGUCCAGAAUCCAAUCAUAACGCACCUGCAGGAAAAUGGGAAGUGUGUGAUUUACCCAUCUCACGUGGCCUUGGCAUUACUUGUGUGCCGUGUCUUGCCUGACUUGCUGUCGCUGGGGCUACAAGUUCCCAAACGCCAAAGUAAAUCUUACACUGAAAUGGGAAACAAGAUCAAGAUUGGACCUGCGCCAGAGAUCCCCUUCUCCAAUUUCCAACAAGUUCGCGAAUCAGGCCUAAACUUUGACCAAGAUUCAAGAUCCAGUCCAGCAUACCCUGCCUGAUUUCAUUGAGUAAUUGCCCGUUGAAGGUAUCGAUCGGCAACAUGGCAACCACAUCAUUGGAACCCAGUGAGUUGAGUUCAUCAUCCGCAGCUAGCACACAUCGAGAUACUGCAUGCAUGGGCUCAUCAACCGGGGGUGUUUGUGAAGUGUGUCCAAGUGUAUGAUAUCAUAUCAGGGGCAUGCAGGGCAGCGUAUAGUAUCCUAUUGAAGCGUGACCACGAGGAGGCAGCCACGCCGCAGCCGGCACUCGGGUCCGGUCGUCCUCGCAGCUCAAUCAUGCAGCUCACCUGCCCAACAAUCUUUUCUCCGUGCACAUGAGCGGCUUGGUAUCUUAUGCAGGGGAAUUGAAUUGAAUACCGGGGCGACGUCGAGAUAAGGGGACACAUGCUAAUGCCCCUUGCUUAUGUUAUUCCUGCGGCUCCGCUGCUUUCCAUGAGAGGCCACGUCUGUCUUGCCUGCUUGCUUCAUGCAGCUAGCAGCACUCUCUGGUGCAGAUGCAGGAGGGCUCGAUCGACAUGAUGGACGUGGAAAGCAAAUAUAGCAACCAGGCAUGUAUCUUUAAUCUUUAUACGUGUGGUGGUAUGUAU